AUGCUCCGGGGAGCGCCUUCCCAUCUCCCCAUUCACACACCCCGACACGUUGGACACACCAUGUCCGACUCGUCGCGCUCGUCGAGCCGACCGACGUCGCCGUCCGUCGCCCCGCCGCAGCGGUACGUCUCGGGCUCACUCAAGGACCGCAUCGCCAAAUUCGAGAACCUCGGCGGAGGGUCGAGCGUGCCUGCUCCCGUCCCCCGUCCGCUCGGCCAAGGGUCGUACGCUCGCGGCGGCUUGGUGGGGAAUAGACUUCCCAGUCUCGACCCCAAGACGGCCGGGCUGACGAGCACUGGCCCACGCCGCGUCUCGGAGCGCCGAGACCUCAUCGGAAACCGCGUACCGAGUGUCGGCAAUGCCAACGUCGCGGCCGCCAUCGCUCCCCGCAGUACGGGCGGGAGCGUCGGCACCCCACCAGGUAGCGCUACAACCCCUACGGCCUCGACCCCAGCUGCUGCGUCCACCACUGCUCUGGGGCUUGGGCGCCCGGGCGCCAUCAAAGGGCUCAAGGAGGAGGAGAAACCAAAGACCGUCUCGGAGCGCUCAACGAGCCCAACCGGCUCCGCGAAGGGCGGCUCAGUCAAGGCCGGUUCCGAACCGGGCUCGACUGCCGGCUCGGUCUCAGCGGCAUCCUCAUCCGUCGUCUCCGCACCCGACUCGGCGCACUCAGGCUCGGCGCCAACAUCGGCGACCUCUUCCCCGGCCACAUCCCCCGGCGGCCAGCUCCCACCACAGCUCCUUGUUUCUUCGCUGCCGCCGCAGGACGACUCAAGGUCCAUGACCCCGCUCUCGACGCGCGCCGAGGCGGGCGAGGAUGCGCCCUCCGAGUUCUCCAUGCCCACCACCCCUCAAGCUAUCAAUCCCGAGCUCCCUCGCCCGGGCUACGAUCUCGUGCCGGGCAACCUUGCACUCGCAGCAGGUCCACAGUCGCAGGCGAUGGCGCCUUCGCCCAGCAUUUCAUCCUCCCUCGUGUCGCAGUACGACCCCAAGUCCGAGGGCGAGGAGAGCGCCAACCUCAGGGACGUGAGCAACGUCAGUACCCCAACUGGGACACCGCGCCAAGCACACAAGACGCUGGAUGACGACGUCUCGAUCGCGGGCUCCGUGGCCGGCUCAACGCGGGGUUCGACGCGUGGGCCCGAAGAGAUCGAAGAGAAGGUGGCCGCUGUGAAGAUCGAGGAUGACGAGGCGACACCCAAGCCUGAGAUUGCGCCGAUCGACGUUAGUGGGAAGGAGGUGGAUGAACCAACUACGCCGAAGGAGCCGGAAGUGGAGGCGGAGGCGGAGCCAGCGCCAGCGUCACCUGUCUUGGUUGCCCCGGUCGCUGUGGCCGCGACGGUCACAGUCCCCGACAGUGCAUCCACGGCAACGGUCGACGCAGUGCGCACGGGCGACGAGAGGACGACCCCGAGGCCAGAGGAGCCGCUCAAGGCCCAUGUCGAGGAGACCCCAAGGGCCAAGGAGAAGAAGCCCGUCUCCACUGCCUCUGCAGCAGCAGGUGUUGCUGCAUCCGCCACGAUCGCAGCCGUGGCGGCGACUGCUGUCCUCUCAAAGGAUGAGCCUGAGGAGUCCACUGUCGACCCUGACGUGACUGGUGGAUCUGCGAAGGCGGCUGCCGAGCAAGGUGUUGUCAAGCUCAAGCCCGCAGCGGACGCGCCCAAGCCGAAGGAUGCAACCCGCGCGCUUGUGUCUGAGAAGAAUGACGACGCCAAGGAGGAGCCCGCGACUGUGCUGGUUCCAGCAGUGCCUGUUCCCGAGCAGCCUGUAGUCGACGUUGAGGAGCUCACCGACGAUGUUGAGAUCGAGGAGUCCGAGCUGGACCCACCCAAGCCCGACAACUCGUCCGAGGUCACAGCCAUAGUCCCUCGUGUCGAGUCCGAGGAAUCGUCCCCUUUUCUUGCCGCCAGCGGUCCCCGCGACCGCGACACCACUCCGCUCGGAUCAACACUCGCCGGCCUGACCAUUGACGAUCUUCCCUCCGACCGUGAGUCGACGCCUGUACCAGAUCACGACGACACGUCGCAGCACGCUCCCGCGUUGGACGACGACAGUGACAUCGUGAGCGUUCUUGGCGGCACAAUGAGCGAGCGCGACGACCUUGCCUCGAACAGGUCGUCCAUGCCUCCAGCCCGCGCCUCGUCCGAGCUGGAAUUUCGAUACGAAGACCUCCACGACCGCUAUUUUCGCGACUCACAAGCUAAUGGAGAUGGAGGUGCCACUGCCGAGGACAUUACCGCCUCACCAAGCGUCGUGGGUCCGGUCAGCGCUCAACUUGAUGGCGCGGUUGCCGAGAGUCAAGAAGCGGCCAAAUCCGCUGCGCCACCGGAAGGUGGCUUAACCAUGGCAGCUUCGGUGGCGGACGGGGUCUCCCUCUCUGCCGCCACGCAUUCCUUUCGUGAGAACGCCUCUCCGUCGUCGCCUGGUCUCGUGGAUUCGCGCCGCGCAGAGGGUGGUCUCAUGAACUCCCUCCCCUCCGUACCUACAAACGACCCUGACCGCCGCCCGGUGCAGGUGCACGUCGAGCCGUCACCGCACGGCGUUCUUUCCCAGCCCGCAGUCAAUGUGCAGGCGGCGUCACCAGUCGGCGCGACCUUCGAGAACGGACAAGCCACGUCCGUCUCUAACUCUUCUUCCUCAGCGGACACUUCACGAGUCCCGACUCCCGCACACCCAAUCUUCCCCCGCGCUCCUGGUAACGACAUUCCGGACGCCCCGACACCGGCACGCGGUGCAUCCCCAUCGGGUACGCCAACUCUCAACCCCAGCGCGUCUGGGAUGAUGCACGCUUUCCCACCCGUGCCGGACGAGGAACACCCGUACGUUGAGGUGCACGUCGAGCAGCACCACGCCCACGUCGGACCAGAAAACUAUCGCAGAGUGCCGUUCCCCCGCAGCGCAUCCGAGCGCGCUGUCCGCACGACAGGCAUCUCACCGCCCAAACGCACGUCGUCUUUACGCGCGCCACUCACGCCACCGACACAGACGCCGUUCGGAGGACGCAUGUCCCCAACACCUGGUAGCUGGUCGUCGUCCAAUCUUAGUGUUGAGAGCUUUGACCGCGCACCUGGCUCGCGGUCCCCAGGCCGUAAGCGCAUCUCGUUCUCGCCCCGGUCGCCUCUGCUGGACGACGAGGAUCCCGGAGACUUUGAGCCCGGAGAGGGGUGGGCGAUUGUGAACCGCUGGGAACCGUGGCGCAGCCCGUCGCAGCGCAGUAUGUGA
Molecule: messenger RNA, 3222 nt
Organism: Cutaneotrichosporon cavernicola
Lineage: Eukaryota; Fungi; Basidiomycota; Tremellomycetes; Trichosporonales; Trichosporonaceae
Exons: 3
Coding region: 1-3222 (1073 amino acids)
Source: RefSeq, a predicted model, not a curated record